AUGGCAUUGGUCGACAUCUGGCGAUCUCCUUACGGAAAUAAGCAGGUAUUCUCUUGCUUUAGUAACACAUAUAGGUCCAUGUCCCGAGUUGAUCUGGCUCUCGCCAGCCCCGGGCUCAUUAAUAAGGUUAAAAAAAUGAAUUAUGAAUGUCAUGGCAUCUCUGACCACAGCCCGGUUAUGGUAAUACUGGACAGUCCUAAGAAACCAAACCAAAAUAGAAUUUUUAAACUCAACCCCCACUGGAUGACAUUGAUAAGGGAUUUAGAUAAGAUUAAUGAAGAAAUAAAACUCUUCUGGAGGGAUAAUGUUAAUUCAACACAUAUCCAUAUGGUUUGGGACUCGCUCAAGGCAUAUCUUCGGGGUAUAUAUUCAUACGAAAUCAGGAAACAGAAAAAUCUCUUUGCCCAAACUCAAAAAGAAAUAGAAGGGAGGCUCAACCAGAUAACGAAUGAGAUUAUCCACGUAAAUACCCCAGAAAAACAACUCCAACUUAAAAAGGCACAAGAGGAAUAUAAACAAAAUCUACACAAAAAAGCACAGAACAAAAUGUUUUUUUCAGGGUUGAGGAGUUUUAGCGAGUCCGGCAAGCCAAGCAGAUUAUUAUCUAUGAUAGUAAAAAAUCAAAGGGGAGGUUCCAAUAUCACUGGAAUUAGGACAGAGGCAGGAAACAUCCUACGAGACCCCGAUGACAUCCUAAGGGAAUUCACUAGGUAUUUUUCGACACUGUAUCAAGCCGGGUCCCAAAAUCAGGGAGAAAUAAUAGAUCAAUAUCUGGAUAACAUUGAUAUCCCCGAGUUUGACCAACAAGACAUUGAUUGGUUAAAUAGACCUAUACAACUGACCGAGCUACAGACCACGUUGUAUUCCAUCAAGGGCAAUACAUCCCCAGGGGUGGACGCAUAUGUGAGGGGUGAUGAGCAGAAUAUAGAGGACAUUCCUACAGAUAACCGCCCAGAUGACUGGACCAGGAGCUCAGAGGAACAUCUGAUAUCUUCAGAUUUUAAAGCAGAUGAUCAUGGUGUCAUAGAAGAUACAUAUGAAGAGCAUGUUAUUAUCUCGAAUAUAUCAUCAGCCAUUCACAGCAAAGAUCUAUCUUCUGAUCCUUUGGAUCGAGUCCAAUCUUCUGAUUUAUCACAGACUGUUAAGCAAAAUAAAUGUCGCAGAAGGGAUGUUCAACAUCAAAGGGUACACACCGGGGAGAAGGCUUUUUCAUGUUCACAGUGUGGGAAAUAUUUUAGCUUUAAAUCAGCUCUUGUUAUUCAUCAGAGAAUUCAUACAGGAGAGAAGCCAUUUUCAUGUUCAGAAUGUGGGAAAUGUUUUAACAAAAAGUCAAAUCUUGUUGCUCAUGAAAGAAUUCACACAGGGGAGAAGGCUUUUUCUUGUUCAGAUUGUGGGAAAUAUUAUAGCGUUAAAUCAGCUCUGGUUAUGCAUCAGAGAAGUCAUACAGGGGAGAAGCCAUUUUCAUGUUCAGAAUGUGAGAAAUGCUUUAACAAAAAGUCAAAUCUUGUUGCUCAUGAAAGAAUUCACACAGGGGAGAAGCCUCAUUCAUGUUCAGAAUGUGGGAAAUGUUUUAACCGUAAAUCGGAUCUUGUUAAACAUCAGAGAAUGCACACAGGGGAGAAGCCAUUUUCAUGUUCAGAAUGUGAGAAAUGUUUUUCAGAUAAAUCACAUCUUGUUAGACAUCAGAUACUUCACACAGGGGAGAAGCCAUUUUCUUGUUCAGAAUGUGAAAAAUGUUUUAACCAUAAAUCACAUCUUGCUAUACAUAACAGAAUUCACACAGGGGAGAAGCCAUAUUCAUGCUUAGAAUGUGGGAAAUGUUUUACAUAUAAAUCACAAUUUGUUAAGCAUCAAAGAAUUCACACAGGGGAGAAGCCAUUUUCAUGUUCAAAAUGUGGAAAAUACUUUAAUCAGAAAACAGAUGUUGUUAAACAUCAGAGAAUUCACACAGGGGAGAAGCUAUUUUCAUGUUCAGAAUGUGGAAAAUGGUUCACAGAUAAAUCACAUCUUGUUAGACAUCAGAGAAUUCACACAGGGGAGAAGCCAUAUUCAUGUUCAAAGUGUAGGAAAGGUUUCACGGAUAAAUCAUAUCUUGUUAAACAUGAGAGAAUUCACAGAGGGGAGAAGCCAUUUUCGUGUUUAGAAUUUGACAAAUGCUUUAAACAAAGGUCAGAGCUUUUUAAAAAUGAGAGAAUUCACACAGGGUAGAAGCCAUUGGUAUGCCCAGAUUAUGAGACAACUCUCGUUGACCAGCAAAUAAUUCACAGAGAGGAGAAGCUAUUCUGAUGUAUGUGGAAAGUGUUUUAACACUCAGCUGUAAUUGCAGAUCAAAGAAUUCACACAGGAAAAAAUGUUUUAUGUCCGAAAUGAGAAAAUGUUUUAUAAACAAGUUAUAUCUUCUCUUACGUUCUAACCAGCAGUUAGGGGUAUUUCCACCCCUGCCCUGUAGGACAGUUGGGAGUCUUUAAUUUCAACAAAUUCAUCACUAAUUAAUUAGAGUAACAAAAAAUUAUAAUAAAACAGCACUACUCACUGAGACUUUAGCUAAAAAUAACCAUUAAGUGGUGGUGCCAGCGGUGUCGAAUCCUGGCCUAUGCACUCCUAAGUAUAUAGUAAAUUUAAAAGGAAAACCGCGGCACUAGGUCUUCAAAAAAAUGUAAUGUUUGUUUAGGGUAUAUAUAUAUAUAUAUAUAUAUGUUGCACUUUGUAUGUCACAUUGAGCUUAAGAAAGACUCUUUGAGUCGAAACGUUGCCUGCCUGGUGGGAACAAACACUGAUUUUUUUUUUUGAAGACCUUGGAGUGCGGCGGUUUUCCUUUUACGUUUACUCAUCGGAGCCAAUACAUUCUAAUACUAUACGGAGCGCGCUCAUCCCUACUUUUAAUGUAUUGACUUUAACAGGUCCUGGUAACAUAGGUUUAGUGGGAAGGAAAGCAAAGCAACUUCCAAAUGAAAGCACCUUGCAGCGAGGAUUAUGAUAUAUAACAAUGUCUGAUAGAUAUAGAUUUAAAAGGUGCCAGAACGUUGACUUUUUGACCUUGCUAUGAACCAUCUUUCCAUUGUUGACUGAUUUUAAAAUCCAAGCUGACAGGAGUCCGUCUCUCUUCUUUCAGAAAACUCUAGGCGUUGCCAAGAGCAAAAGUCCCGGUCAGUGUGCCAUUCAGAUAAAAAAUUCAGGAUAAACCGUUUUCCUCUUCUAGAAGGAUAAGAAUAAAGUGGGGAAUAUUCAUUCUGAGGAAAGAAAACAAGACAUAAAUUGUUCAUAUCCAUCCGGUCAAGGUACCAGAAUAUCGACCUAGGGGAAACUCCACAUCUAGGGGGCCAAGGACCUUUAAAGUGGUUAAAGGUUUGAAAAAGAGCUAUGAUGGCAGAAUAAAAACAUUCUGGAAAUGAUCAUUGCUAACCAAGUUAGUCCGGAUUCACUAUGGACAGCCUCUAAAUCCUGAACAGGUCUAGCAUAGAGGAACUGUGUUCUGGUCCGGAUGAAGGACCUACACCUCUACUCAGCAGGUGCUGUACUUGAUAUAUUAAGGUUGUCUUGCAGUUCUCAAAGGCCAGAAAGUCAUCUGCUCACUUCUGUGGAAGUGUAUACUUCAUAAGAUCUUUCUUCUGCAUAAAGUGAAACAUCUACUGAGGUAAAUGUGCUUGUCCUCAUUGGAGUGCAAAGUACACAGUUUCAUGCCUGUAACAUACAAUUUAAAGGGUCCUCCUCCUAAAGUUGAUACAUUGUAGCCAGAUUAUCCUGGCAUUCUUUUGUACCUGCUGGGACAAGGGUAUAAGUUUGACACCUGUCUUGGGUUGCUCCUCCAAACUGAGAGUGCUCUUAGAAAACCCUACCCUCAGGUUGCUACGACUGCUUAUAAUGUCUGCAAAGCCCUAAGGAAAUGUAUUAUUCAGGGUCUAGGGUUUCAGCUGUGAUGCUAGAUCUUAACAGAUGUGUUGUCCGUUAAAUCUAUGGCCUAGAUUACAACAAGUAAGUUGCUCUCUGGCUUAGACGAGGGAUAAUUCUUCCAGGUAAACCUCUGUGGAUUAGAGUAUGAGUCAAGUAGUCUCUUUGGUUCAGAACUGGAUAAGUUAAUGGAAACCUUAUCUGAUAUAAAAUGCAGAUCAUUAUAGCAGUCCUUCAGGGUAAAUAUAUACCCCCCAGAGGUAUAACAAAAGGAUAUAAAGCCUUGAUAGGGUCAGUCGGGAUGGCUGUAUAUUUUAGAAUCUCCGCAAAGGUGGUCAUAGUCCUCAAUGAGAAGCAAGGCCUUAUGUUUCUGUAAUAGUAGCUUCUAUCUCUGGUCUUAAAAUUGCUUACCCAUUUUCCUGUCUUAGAGCAUUGCUAAGAAUAGCUGUUCAGAGAGCAGGCAGUGUCAUGCUCCUGCAAUUCACAGCCUCUCUGAUCAGGAUGUCCUCGGAUAUUCACACUGGUUGUGUUCUCUAAAGCAGCCUCCUUAAGAAUACAGAAGAAUUUCCUUGGUUCCAUACUUGGAUUGGCUAUCUUCAUGCUACUGUCCAGUUAUAUCAACCCUUCUGCUGAGGAAGCAUCUUGGUAACUGAUGGUUUUAUGCAUUAUUUAAGCAGAUGCAGAAGUAGUUUCUGGAACCUUGUGGCACUUAUGCCCCCUAUAUAGAGUAGAGAUCCUGAGCAUGUGGAAAUGUUACCCGAAGGGGCUGAACAGUAGGUGCACCCUGUCAUUUUAAGCUCGUCAUUCCCUCAGAUGGUAGAAACAGUGUUUCGUAAAUCCAAACGAUCUGGAUUCUGUUGACUACUAAUGACUCUGAACUAGAUUGAGAAUCGCACCUAGAGGGGCAUACAGACAAUGGACUCUUGGAGUCGAUCGGAAAAUCUCUUACUAUAUAUUUUUCAUCCCGUUGACUUUUUACAUACUUUACUAUUCAGACCGGAGUGGUCCUACCAGGGUGACGCUCUUUUUCUCCUCCCUGCUUCCCUUUCUUCUUGUUCUUCCGCAUUUUUUUUAUGUAUUUUAUAUUUAUAUUUGUCUCAU
Molecule: messenger RNA, 4989 nt
Organism: Bufo gargarizans (Asiatic toad)
Lineage: Eukaryota; Metazoa; Chordata; Amphibia; Anura; Bufonidae
Product: zinc finger protein 852-like
Exons: 3
Coding region: 1-2208 (735 amino acids)
Source: RefSeq, a predicted model, not a curated record